GCUCACCAGCUACAUCUUGGUGGAACGGGAAGAGCAACUUCAAUUGUCUUCGGUUUUUCCAAAAGCUCCCGUUCAGCACCAGUGCAGCGUGCAGCUGGCCUAAUGAAAAGACUUGAAAAAUGGCACCAGAUGCUCCGAGAGAAGCAGGAGUAUGGAGGCAAACCAGAGCUCUCUUGUUCAAGAACUGGCUUGUUAAAUGUAGGACAAAAAAAAGCAGCGUUCAGGAGAUCCUUUUCCCACUCUUCUUCUUGUUUUGGCUCAUUCUAAUGAGCAUGAUGCAUCCGCACAGGAAGUACGGCGAGAUCUCCGACACCAACCUCGGUACUCUGGACACCUCCAUGCUGGUGAAUUUUGUCGUCGGAUACACGCCGCCCACCAGAAUGGCACGAGAAAUCAUGAAGAAGGUGGCUUUUGAUAACUUCGAAGACGGCAUCAUCACGGAGGAAUAUUUAAGCGAAGAGGAGCUGCAAGAGGCCAGUGCUUUCAAACCCUCGAACUUUGUGGGCGUCGUGUUCAACGAUGCCAUGUCCUACCAGCUGAGGUUUCCCGAUACGGUGGCUAUGACUUCUGUGUACACGGAAUCGAGAGCCAGUUGCUCCAACCUGCGGAAGGGUUGUGAAUCGGUGACGUACUGGAGCUCGGGAUUUACAGCUCUGCAAGCCUGCAUUGAUGCGGCAAUUAUACAGUUGAGGACCAAUCAAUCUGUUUGGGAGCAGCUCGAACUGACAAGAGCAACGGUUAUGGGAGAGGCAGCAGUGGUGGAAAUCGACAACUUUCCUCGCGCCAUCAUUUUAAUUUACCUAGUAAUUGCUUUCUCACCAUUUGGAUAUUAUUUGGCAAUUCAUAUAGUGGCAGAAAAGGAGAGGAAGUUAAAGGAAUUCUUAAAAAUAUUGGGACUUCAUGAUACUGCCUUUUGGCUUUCCUGGGUGCUUCUGUACACGAGUCUGAUCUUCGUCAUGUCCAUUCUCAUGGCGGUGAUUGCAACGGCCUCCUCGCUCUUUCCCCAGAGCAGCGCCUUUGUGAUAUUUCUCCUUUUUUUCUUGUAUGGCAUCUCUUCAGUAUUCUUUGCACUUAUGUUGACACCUCUAUUUAAAAAGUCAAAGCACGUGGGUAUAGUUGAGUUCUUGGCCACGCUGGCUUUUGGAUUUGUGGGCCUGAAUAUCGUCCUGCUGGAAGACUUCCCCAAGUCUUUUGUGUGGGUUCUCAGCCCCCUGUGCCAGUGCAGCUUCUUGAUUGGUGUCGCACAGGUCAUGCAUCUGGAAGAUUAUGAAGAUGGUGCAACAUUCUCAAAUCUAAGUUAUGGUCCUUACCCACUCUUUAUCUCACUUAUUUUACUGGUGCUGGAUAGCAUAUUUUAUCUGCUUGUAGCUGUCUACCUUGAUCAGGUUAUUCCAGGGGAGUUUGGACUACGCCGAUCAUCAUUUUUCUUUAUGAAGCCCUCGUUCUGGUCAAAGCACAGAAAAAAUUACAAGGAACUGUAUGAGAGCAGCAUCAAUGGCAAUUUAAGUUGCAGUGAGAUGGUUGAACCUGUGCCUUCCGAAUUUCAGGGAAAGGAAGCCAUCAGAAUCAGCUGUGUUCAGAAAACAUUCAGGAAAAAAGGGGAAACUGUGGAGGCUCUCAGAAACUUGUCCUUUGACAUCUACGAAGGCCAGAUCACGGCUCUGCUCGGGCACAGUGGGACCGGGAAGACGACGCUGAUGAACAUCCUCUGUGGGCUGUGUCCGCCGACAGAUGGGUUUGUCUCUGUCUAUGGGCACCGAGUCUCUGAAAUUGAUGAAAUGCUUGAAGUGCGGCGAAUAGCAGGCGUGUGCCCCCAGUCUGAUAUCCACUUUGACAUACUAACCGUGGAGGAGAAUCUCUCCCUGUUUGCUGCGAUUAAGGGAAUACCUCAGAAUGACUUGAUACAAGAGGUGCAGAAGGUGUUGUUGGAUCUGGAUAUGCAGCCUAUCAAAGACAAUCAAGCUAAGAAGUUAAGUGGGGGACAGAAAAGGCGGCUCUCGGUUGGAGUUGCUGUCCUUGGGAACCCAAAGGUUUUGCUGCUGGAUGAGCCAACUGCAGGCAUGGAUCCGUGUUCGCGGCACAUCGUCUGGAACCUCCUGAAAAACAGAAAAGCGAAUCGCGUGACAGUUUUCAGCACUCACUUCAUGGACGAGGCAGAUAUCCUUGCUGAUCGUAAAGCUGUGAUUUCUCAAGGGAUGUUAAAAUGCCUUGGAUCUUCUCUCUUUCUGAAAACGAAAUGGGGAAUUGGCUACCGCUUGAGCAUGCACAUCGAUGCCUAUUGCAACACAGAAGCUACAACCUCGCUGAUCAGACAGCACGUACCCACAGCCAGCCUGCUCCAAGAGACCGACCAGCAGCUCGUGUACACCCUGCCUCUCAAGGACAUGGACAAGUUUGCAGGCUUGUUUUCUGAUCUCGACACCCAUUCCCAUUUGGGCGUUAUUACUUACGGUGUUUCCAUGACGACUCUGGAGGAUGUCUACCUGAAGCUGGAAGUUGAGGCAGAAAUCGAUCAAGCAGAUUACAGCGUGUUUAGUUCCCAGCAAGUGCAGGAGGAGGCAGACACAAAGUCACUCGACGACAUGGAGCAGAGCCUCCUGAUGCUCUCGGAGACCAGGUCGCCCCCGAUGAGCCACGCAGCCCUCUGGAAGAAGCAGGUUUCCACCAUAGCGAAAGUUCACUUCCUUAGUCUCAGGCGAGAAAAUAAAUGUGUCAGAGUGAUGUUGUUGCUUUUUCUGAUUUUCCUUGUAGUUCAGAUUUUGUUGUUUCUCACGCACCACUACAUCAAAAAUUCAAUAGCUCCUGUCAGACUCUCCCCGGAUUUGUACUUGCUGAAGCCCGGGGAGGAAUAUCACAAGUACAGGAGUAGGCUGCUGCUGCAGAACUCCACAGACUCAGAUAUUGAUGAUAUUGUUCACUCUCUUGGGAGCAUGAACGUACUGGUGGAGAUGUUCAAUGACAGCGACUACGUUUCAGCUGCCCCUCACAGUGCAGGUUUAAAUGUGUUCGACCUUGAAUCCAGACAGAACUAUGUUUUCACAAUCGUAUUCAACAGUACCAUGGUGCAUUCCGUGCCAGUUUUGAUGAAUAUUGUCAGCAACCUACUGCUGCGCACUCUGAACGUAAGCGAGAGCAUUCAGAUCUGGAGCAACCCCUUCAUCCAGGAUCUUCCAGACACUGUUUUCAAACUAGAGAUCUAUUUCGAAGCUGUGCUACUGGGAAUCAUUGUCACAGGCAUGCCACCCUAUUUUGCCAUGGAGAAUGCAGAAAACCAUAAGAUCAAAGCAUACACACAGCUGAAGAUAGCGGGGCUUUAUCCGUCUGCUUACUGGGUGGGCCAAGCUGUUGUUGACCUCCCGCUGUUCUUCUCCAUCCUCGUCCUGAUGAUAGGCAGCCUCUUUGCCUUCCACUAUGGCAUCUAUUUCUACGUCGGCAAGUUCAUGGCUGUGCUUUUUUGCCUGAUUGGCUACGUCCCGUCAGUUGUGCUGUUCACUUACGUGGUCUCCUUCACAUUUAAAAAAGUCCAAAAUACAAAAGAAUUUUGGUCAUUUAUAUUCUCAGUGGCAGCUUUGCUGUGUACGGUUGUCACCGAAGUGGCCUUUUUUCUGGAUUUUUACACAGUGACCACCACCCUGCAUUAUGUCUUCUCUAUCUUCAUUCCCAUCUAUUCCCUUAUCGGCUGUCUGAUCUGUUUUAUAAAGGUCUCAUGGACAGACAAACAGAAGAACGGAGAAUACCACGACCCAUGGGACAGGCUCCUGGUGGCAGUUAUAGCUCCCUAUUUGCAGUGUGUCGUGUGGCUCUUCCUGCUGCGAUGUUUUGAGGUGAAAAAUGGAGGGAGGACAAUUCGAGAGGAUCCAUUUUUCAGAAAAUGCUUCACAAAAGUCAAAACAUGGAAGCUGCCGGAUGCCCCACGCGAUGAGAACGAGGAUGAAGAUGUGAAGGCGGAGAGGCUGCGGGUGAAGGAAGCGCUGAGCAACCCCAAUGCUGAGGAGAUGCCAGCGAUCGUGGUCAGCAGCCUGCACAAGGAGUACGACGAGAGGAAGGAGUUCCGUCUGGGGAGGAGAAUAAAGAAAGUGGCAACAAAACACGUCUCUCUCUGCGUGAGGAAAGGAGAAAUACUGGGAUUAUUAGGACCCAACGGAGCUGGGAAGAGCACGUUAAUUAACAUGCUUGUUGGAGAGGUUGAGCCGACCAGCGGGCAGGUUCUGAUGGGAGAUUAUUCUUCCGGAGUGAACAGCGACGAUGACUCGGUUAAAUUUGUGGGGUACUGUCCUCAAACUAAUCCACUGUGGCCAGAUAUUACACUGCAGGAACAUUUUGAAAUUUAUGGUGCUAUCAAAGGAAUGAGUCAGACUGAUGUUAAGGAAGUUGUAAAACGCAUCUCAAGUGCCCUGGAUUUAAAAGACCACCUGCAGAAGACAACAAAGAAGCUGGGAGUCGGGCUGAAACGCAAGCUCUGCUUCGCCCUGAGCAUGCUGGGCAGCCCGCGGGUGACGCUGCUGGACGAGCCCUCCACUGGCAUGGACCCCAAAGCCAAGCAGCACAUGUGGCGGGCAAUUCGAGCAGCCUUUAAAAACAAGGAGCGAGCAGCUAUUCUGACCACACACUACAUGGAGGAGGCGGAUGCUGUGUGCGACCGCGUGGCCAUCCUGGUGGCUGGGCAGCUCAGGUGUAUAGGCACUGUUCAACACCUGAAGAGUAAAUUUGGCAGAGGAUACUUCUUGGAAAUGAAAUUAAAGGAAACACCUGACGUACAGCAGCUGGAGUACCUGCAGAGGCAGAUUCUGCACAUCUUCCCAAACGCAAAUCGUCAGGAAAGUUUUGCUUCUAUCUUGGCGUAUAAAAUUCCUAGAGAAGAUGUACAGUCGCUUUCACAUUGUUUUUCCAAGCUGGAAGAAGUAAAACACACGUUUAACAUCGAGGAGUACAGCUUUUCUCAGGCAACACUGGAACAGGUCUUUGUGGAGCUUGCUAGGGAGCAGGAGGAGGAGGACAGCAGCUUCGGCACCCUGAACAGCACACUGUGGUGGGAGAGGACGCAGGAGGACAGGGUCAUUUUCUGA
Cygnus atratus (black swan) is the source of this 5066-nucleotide messenger RNA. It is a transcript of the gene ABCA5, whose product is annotated as ATP binding cassette subfamily A member 5. Gene Ontology annotation, biological process: transmembrane transport; lipid transport. NCBI's taxonomy places the organism in Eukaryota, Metazoa, Chordata, Aves, Anseriformes, Anatidae. Gene Ontology annotation, cellular component: membrane; intracellular membrane-bounded organelle. The transcript has 39 exons. Gene Ontology annotation, molecular function: ATP hydrolysis activity; ATP binding; lipid carrier activity. The coding region runs from base 120 to 5066 and encodes 1648 amino acids. The record is from RefSeq and is a predicted model, not a curated record.